AUGCCUCGACCAACCGCCCAUCACGCGUGGAAUUUUGACAUUGACCGCUACAUCAAUCCCAUCAUCCCGUCGCCGCCAUGGAGGUAUAUUCCGUAUCCUGUCGCCCAUUUUCUCGGCCAUCGCAGAGCCAAGCCCGCCAACACGGGCAACCUCAUGCCCACCUUUUGGGCCUUUAUUGGUAUCUUUUGCGCCAUCAUCAUCGUCCAGGUCACCUCCACCCACAUUCCCGCCUUUGAGAGCCACCAUGCGCCCGCUAUUGUCGGUUCGUUUGGUGCGACUGCUGUCCUCGAAUUCUACGCCAUAGAGUCUCCGCUCGCGCAGCCUCGAAAUACAUUCAUCGGCCAGGCGCUGGCGUCCGUCAUUGGAGUCGCUGUCGCGAAGCUGUUCCUCCUUAGCGACAACUUUGAGAGCAUCCAGUAUAUCGGCGGCGCCCUCGCCUGUGCGGCCACCACCUCCCUCAUGGCUCUCACCAAGACAGUCCAUCCGCCCGCUGGUGCCACCGCCCUGCUCGCCGUCGUUGAUAACCGCAUCCUCGGCCUCGGCUGGUUCCUCAUCCCCGUCAUGAUGCUUGGCUGCUCGCUCAUGGUCUCCGUCGCUCUCGUCAUCAACAAUAUUGAGCGUCGCUAUCCCGUCUAUUGGUGGACUCCCGAGUCUCUCGAAGCCAUUAAAAGGCCCAUCUUGCAUCGCUCCAAGGAAGAGGACCCUGAGGGUUUUCCCGCUAGCGCUACGACGACGAACGAAGAGAAGCCAGCCUCAGAGGCUAGCAAUGAUGCCGCAACGGCUGCUGGGGCUGCCACGUUUGCUCACCGCAAACACGAACUUAAUCAAGUCAUCAUUCGCCCUGGCGAGGUCUUGGUACCGCAAGACAUGUUUUUGACGCAAGAGGAAGCUCAGUUGCUGGAAACGCUCAGCAGACGUCUGUGA
Beauveria bassiana ARSEF 2860 is the source of this 924-nucleotide messenger RNA. Its product is annotated as HPP family protein. The transcript is spliced from 2 exons. The record is from RefSeq and is a predicted model, not a curated record. NCBI's taxonomy places the organism in Eukaryota, Fungi, Ascomycota, Sordariomycetes, Hypocreales, Cordycipitaceae. The coding region runs from base 1 to 924 and encodes 307 amino acids.